UUUGCAACUCCCCUCUACCCAUAAUCGUCACCGCUCCUUGAGUCACCUCCAUUCGUCAUCGGAGACAUCUGAGCAAAUUAUAAUGAUCAUAUCUUCUAUCGUGUUGAUCCAACUGUUGGCCUAUGGUGUACCACUGGUUCAAGCAGGUUCCUAUAUGGAGACCUACCAGAAGUACGAUGGGUUUAAUGAAGAGGGGAUUUACUGCAUCAUGACCGUUAAGGAAUUGACACAGGCGCGUUUGGUGGCCGAUAUUGAAUUGAGUAAUGGCGAUUAUGAUGACACAUGCAAUGACGUCGACUUCGACUACGAGAUCUCUACAUCCGGAACCACUAAUCGCACUACUGCUCUGCGGGAAUCCUAUAAGCUCCAGGCCAGUUCGUUGGGUGUUGCUGAUGACGACUGCCUCCAGGACCUCGCUAGUGACAUGAAUAUGGGUAGUCACUGUCGCUUCAAUGCCUACCCGAAAAACGGUCAUAUGAUCUUCGAGGCUUGCAAUAGCAGAUUCGACCUGUCUCCGAAAAGCUAACUCUCCAAGUUACUUGUGAUGAUGAUCUCUCGAGGCUUCACGAAUCUGUUGUAGCUGUCGCUUAGCAUUUUAUAUCACUCGACACUUAUCAGACGAGGAUUCAUGAUCCAUACCGCUUACAUCCUCCCUUCGUAUACUCAUAACUCGACUUCUCGUGAAGUAGUAAUGGACUUGUCGGAUUACAAGAUAUGUCUAUGAUGCGUGCGAUAUUCGAUUCUGAUUUGUGGUGCAUAUCGCGCAGUCCGUCUUUGGGUCUCGUUAUAUUUUGUUGAUCUCAUGUAAGUAAUUUUUUCCGGUCACUAUAAGUAUUCAUUCCAUCACUAUAGCUCCCAUGUGGAUUCCAGUCCUAGUAGAGAGAGCGAUGUUGGGCUGUAGGAGAGUGCCUCGUCGAUAGUGUUGAGGAGUUUACCGAGGAGGGAGAAACCAUGACGCAAUAGUACCAAUCGGUGGUGAUUUACACAAUUCUUGUUGAUGAUUCGCCUCAUCGAUCAUUAGCUAUGAUCAUUCUACCUGCCUUGUUCUUUGACUCAUUGCCAUACCCAC
Molecule: messenger RNA, 1069 nt
Organism: Perkinsus marinus ATCC 50983
Lineage: Eukaryota; Perkinsozoa; Perkinsida; Perkinsidae
Exons: 1
Source: RefSeq, a predicted model, not a curated record